GUGCAUUCGUUCGCCGGUUCGCGCAGUUGCCUGUGCGGCGUGAACUCUUAUAAUUUUUUUUUUAUAAUAUAAAAUAGUUCCUUUCUAAAUUAAAAGUGAAUAUAAAUUUCGCGUGUAAUGAGUCUAAACUAGUGCUUCAUUUCAAAUUAAUCUAGUGCAACAUUUUUUAAAAAUUACUAUCUCUCUUUCUAAGAAAAGAAAAAACCAGGUGAAUUUGUAAAAAUAUAAAAACAAGAAGUCAAAAUGGGUGAAGAAAAAUAUAAAGAUAAAGCUCCUACGGAGAUGGAUACGUUCCUUCCCCAGGAUGGAAAGAAAGAAGAAGUUUUACCAAACAAAUACAAGGUUCAAGUAUUUACACGGGAUAUGGAAAAUGGAUACGACGGAAAGGCAUUUGAUCCCUUUCUAGAGCGCAAAGUAGAUAAUCCAACGACGGAUUGUGAUACACUUACUCAUCUGUUGAAAGCAUCUCUAGGAACUGGAAUUCUCUCAAUGCCUGUUGCAUUCAAAAGCGCUGGACUUGCGCUCGGAAUUUUCUUUACGAUAGUCGUAGCUUUCGUUUGCACACAUUGUGCUUAUGUCCUUGUAAAAUGUGCUCACGUUUUGUAUCACAGAACAAAAAGAACGCAAAUGAGUUUUGGAGAUGUGGCGGAAGUUGCCUUUGCAAGUGGGCCCAAAUGGGGUAGAAAAUUCUCGAAAUUCUCUAGGUAUCUCAUUGAAAUAAGUUUGUUUUUAACCUACUUUGGUACCUGCAGUGUGUACGCGGUAAUUGUUGCAAGAAACUUUGAGCAAGUUAUCGAACAUCAUACGGGAGUGGAUUACAAUGAGAGAUUUAUUAUUGCCCUCUUAUUGGUGCCUUUGAUACUUUUGAGUUGGGUGCCCGAUUUAAAAUAUCUCGCACCAGUCUCAAUGGUAGCGAAUGUUUUUAUGGGAACUGGUUUGGGAAUUACAUUUUAUUAUCUAGUAAUGAAUCUUCAUCCAGUUAAUGAAAUUCCUCUAGUGGCACCACUUUCCGGCUUUCCAAAUUUCUUCAGUAUAACCAUUUUUGCCAUGGAAGCUAUCGGUGUGGUAAUGCCUCUUGAAAAUAGUAUGAAAACUCCUCAGCAUUUUACGGGCAUUUGUGGAGUUCUCAAUAGAGGAAUGGGUGGCGUCACAAUGAUUUACAUUCUUCUUGGUUUUCUCGGAUAUUGUGCGUAUCCAGAUCAUACUGAGGAUUCUAUUACCUUGAAUCUUCCAGUUCAUGAAAUACCCGCACAGGCUGUUAAAAUACUCGUUGGUGCCGCUGUCUUUUGUACAUUCGGUCUUCAAUUUUACGUCUGUUUAGAUAUUGGAUGGAAUGCAAUUAAGGGCAAAUGUGAAAAGAGACCUUUGCUUGCUAAUUACAUAAUGAGAACAGUCCUUGUCACUGGAUCGGUUCUAUUGGCAGUGGCCGUGCCGACAAUUGCACCUUUCAUCGGUCUAUUGGGAGCCUUCUGCUUUUCAAUUCUGGGACUUUUGAUUCCCGUUUUCAUUGAAACUGUCACCUACUGGGACAUUGGAUUCGGACCAGGAAAUUGGGUAGCCAUAAAGAAUAUUGUUAUUUGUAUAAUAGGCGUCUUGGCUCUAGUAUUUGGAUCUCAAAGUGCCUUAGUUGACAUCAUUAAAGUGUACAUGCCUAAAGAUGAUUCCUUCACCUCUGAUGCAGACGAUAAUCCUUUCGCUGCCGAUAAUACUACGACGGUGGCAAAUUUACUUAGUGCCAUUACGAAUGCCACGAUAAAUUUAUAAUUUAGUUUUAUUUUUUUUUCCUUUUGACAAAAACUUGUCUUAUUUCUCAAAUUUUUUCAAGCCACCGACUGACCUCAAGACUAAAAUUUUAUCAGAGAAAAAACUUUUUCUUCAGCCUUUACUCUCUGUAUUUCGAAUAUUUUUUAUACACUCCGGAAAAAGAGGAAAUGAACGAUAACAAAAAAAAAGAGGGAAACAAAAGUGACGAGAAAUUCAGAGAUAGCAUUUCACGUAUAUAACUACUUUUCUAUUUAUAAAUAUCAAAAAGCAAAAUUAUGUACAUUAAUGGAUUUAAAAAGUUAAUUGUGUACAUUACUUAUCAAACAUGAGUGGUAUACAUAAUUGAAUAAU
Messenger RNA from Leptopilina heterotoma, 2115 nucleotides. RefSeq names its product proton-coupled amino acid transporter-like protein pathetic. Bases 244 to 1764 code for a protein of 506 amino acids. Gene Ontology annotation, molecular function: amino acid transmembrane transporter activity. Lineage: Eukaryota; Metazoa; Arthropoda; Insecta; Hymenoptera; Figitidae. The record is from RefSeq and is a predicted model, not a curated record. Gene Ontology annotation, cellular component: vacuolar membrane. Gene Ontology annotation, biological process: amino acid transmembrane transport. The transcript has 10 exons.